AUGAAUUUAUAUUAUAUAGUCUUUAUUAGAAAUAGCUAGACUGAUUUCUAGUAUGAAAGACAAAAGGUGAGAUUGCUAGUGGUUUAUGAGGUUGUUUUAAUUUAUUAAUUAAAAUCUUGCAAAUAUUCAAAAAAUAAUUUAAUUUUUCUAAUGUCAGCUCCAUUUUAUACAGUGAAAGAUGUACCAGCUUAAGAUUUCAUUCGCGGUUAUGCAGAAUACUUGAAAAAAAAUAACAAGAUCAAGAUUCCAGAGUGGGCUUCAAUUGUUAAGACAGGUCUUGGAAAAGAAACCUCACCAAUUGACUAAGAUUGGAUGUAUGUUAGAGCUGCAGCACUUGCUCGUAAAAUUUAUGUUAGAGGCCAUUGGGGUGUUGGAAAUCUGACUCAUAUGUUUGGUUCAGUUAAUGAUAAUGGCAAACACGAAUCUGGAUCUGGAAAAGUCAUUAGAUAUUUACUCUAAUAAUUGGAAACUAUUAAAGUAUUGAAGAAAGAUAACAAAUCUCUUUUAAAGAAGGGAUCAAGAAUUGUAACCAAAGAGGGAUAAUAAGAUUUAAAUAGAAUUGCAACUCAAGUUGCCUUAGCUGCCAGAAAAUGAUUUAUAAUACAUCACAGAAGUACAUUAUUAAACAUACAGAAUUAUAAUCAUAAA
Molecule: messenger RNA, 648 nt
Organism: Paramecium tetraurelia
Lineage: Eukaryota; Ciliophora; Oligohymenophorea; Peniculida; Parameciidae
Exons: 3
Biological process (GO): translation; ribosomal small subunit assembly
Cellular component (GO): cytosolic small ribosomal subunit; ribosome
Molecular function (GO): RNA binding; structural constituent of ribosome
Source: RefSeq, a predicted model, not a curated record